AUGAUCCCCGCAAGACCUCUCCCCCUCCGCCGCCUCGCGGCCGCGCGACCCGUUUCCGGACUCGGAGCCACGACGGCACCCUUCGCCGCGGCGCGCCGGGUUGAGGGCCAGGUCCGGUGGAGCACGCAUAACCCCAAGGAAGGCGACCUCGGUGGACCCGGUGGGCAGGAGCCUGUGCCGUCUACGAGCAGUGCCGCGCAGAGCUGGCCGACGUUGGUCGCUAUUGCUGCUGUUGGACUCGGUGUUGGGAGCUAUCUUGUUCAUAUGACGGGUAAGUCCAAGGGGCAGGGGACGGUGAUGGAGAAGGGGGAGUUUGAUAAGUUGGCGGAGAGGGUUGCGUCGAGGAAGUAG
Molecule: messenger RNA, 351 nt
Organism: Colletotrichum abscissum
Lineage: Eukaryota; Fungi; Ascomycota; Sordariomycetes; Glomerellales; Glomerellaceae
Exons: 2
Coding region: 1-351 (116 amino acids)
Source: RefSeq, a predicted model, not a curated record